Molecule: messenger RNA, 1920 nt
Organism: Trachemys scripta elegans
Lineage: Eukaryota; Metazoa; Chordata; Testudines; Emydidae
Gene: PIGBOS1
Product: PIGB opposite strand 1
Exons: 2
Coding region: 850-1011 (53 amino acids)
Source: RefSeq, a predicted model, not a curated record
GGCUCUGGGCAGGGAGGCGGGGGCUGAUGUCCCGGGAGUCUCCUCCCGCUUCUCGAUCCCUGCCCCGAUUGACGAUGGGGGGCGGGUGGCUGUGCCCCUUUCAGCUUCGCUCAGCCCUGCUCUGCUCCCGUGCACGGGGCAGCGGGAUCCGCUCCCUCCACAGCUGCCCCCGCCUCCGUGCCUUUCCUUGGCUGUGCUCGGGCCAUGGGGCGCCGCCCCCUCGUUCUCCCUCCGCCCCUAAAUUCUGCCCCGGUCUCGUGGGAGGGCGAAGGGCCGCGGGAAGCGCCUCUCUCGCACGCCGCCUCCCCCUCGGGAAGCUGGGCGCGCUCGUCUUGAGGCGCCUCUCGGGCUUCAGCUCUCCCGUGUCCGGCGAUCUCAGCUGUUUCCGUCCACAGCUCUGCGCUGCCUGGAUAGUCCCGCUGGCGUCGGAAGCUGGAGUCUGGAAAGAGCUGGUGGGUCGUGGCCCCGAGCCUUAAUCCAUGCGGCGCCUGUCACCGAGGCGCUGGUAACAGGGAUUUCAAGUAGCACUUCUGUCAGUUACACCUAGUGACCAAUACUUAGUGUACCGCCAUUGAAAUCCAGAUUGCUGUGAGCUAAGGCAGCAUGCCCCCGGGUGGGGGCAUUGCCUCGGGGGAGAGACACUAACUGCAAACGGACACAGAGCAGUGGCAGUGGAAGUUUUCCCUAUCCUGCCCUACUAACGCUGCUGUUGAAGGAGACUGUAACUGGCUUCAACUUUCUGAAGGGGAGCUGACCUUCUAAAAGAUCUGAAGAUUUUGCUUGGCUACUCAGAUGUCUUUAGAGUAUCUUUGAAGACAGGUGUGACAAGUUACAGCUUUGGCUGUUAAAAUGUAUGGUAAACUGCCAUUACCUCAUAUCUUUCUGGGGGCUCUCCUUGGAGUUGCAGGAGGAUUCUACAUCUAUAAACCAAUAUUUGAACAAUAUCACAGAAAACAGAAUAAAUUAAAAGAAAAGCUGCAAGCACCAGAACUAGAAGAGAAGAAAGAAUAGCAGAGAUUACAUGGAGCUGCUUGGUGAUAUUGGUUUGGACACUGUAAACUUUCUUUCCAAGAGAAAAACAAAAUAACAUACAUCAAUUUCUUUUGAAGAAUAGACUAUCUUGGUGAAGAAUAAAUAUGCUUUUUAAUUAAUGUAAACAUGGUGUUUUCUUAGAUGGCCAGUUGCACAUACAUUGACCGAACUGCAUUUGAUUCCACUGACCUUUUUCUUUAAAAUUAUAGGUUUCUAGUCUUAUGCAGAUUCAGAGUUAGGUCUGUCACUCUGCCCUUAGUCCUAACCCCAUUGGGAAUAGAAAGCAUACUUGUAGUACACCUCUACUCUGAUAUAACGUGACCCGAUAUAACGUGGGUUUGUAUACAACGCGGUAAAGCAAUGCUCCGGAGGAUCAGCAUGUCAGCUCCCUGCGCUCUGCUUCCCGCCACCGGUGAGUGCAGGGAGGUUGGGGAAAGGACGUCCCCCACCCCCCCGUACUCACCUGCAGCGGGAAGCUGAGCACCAUGGCUGGGAGCUGGUGGAGUGGAGCGGGCUGGGGCUGGGCUGCUCCGCUUACUGCAACCGGUGAGUGCGGGACCUUUCCCCACCCCCCAGCGACACUACUGGGGCCGGGGCAAGGAAAGCGGAGCGGGCUGGGGCUACGUUGCUCUACUUCCCGCCGCAGGUAAGUGCAGGGGACGUCCUUUCCCCAAUCUCCCCACAUUCACCAGCAGCGGUGGGAAGCAGAGAAGCCCAGCCCCAACCCACUCCACGCCGCUAGCUCCCAGCUGCGGCGCUCUGCUUCCUGCUACAGGUGAGUACGGGGGGGUGUCCUCUCCCCAACCACCUCACUCUCACUGGCGUCAGGAAGCGGAGCGCCGUGGCUGGAAGCUGGCGGAGUGGAGUGGGCUGGGGCUGGACUGCUCU